Molecule: messenger RNA, 4531 nt
Organism: Actinia tenebrosa (Australian red waratah sea anemone)
Lineage: Eukaryota; Metazoa; Cnidaria; Anthozoa; Actiniaria; Actiniidae
Product: tetratricopeptide repeat protein 41
Cellular component (GO): Cul4-RING E3 ubiquitin ligase complex
Molecular function (GO): protein binding
Source: RefSeq, a predicted model, not a curated record
GUUAAUUAGCACGGUAAGCGUGGCUGACUGCUCUCUUGAUGACUGAAUUCUCUCUGACGCUUUCUGGGGCAAUUUCUAAACGAAAUAACCUAAUUCUAAUCAAUUAUAAUGAUGAUGAGGAAAUUAGUCGUCCGAAUUGGCCCGAAUUGGCGCUGAAAACGAGAUUUGGAAUCGAACUGAAUUUGAAGCUCUAAAGCAACGCAAGCUUUUUACAUGGAAGACACAAAGAACUUUAGCAUUAGUCAAUCUCGUAGUUUAAAUGCGGGCAGGAAGAUCAUCAAUCCUUUCGUCUGUGGGACUUUUAGAGAUUUUCACGCUGAGCGAGACUUCUUAAAAGAGGAAAUCUUUCCUAAGUUGAACUCCUUGUGUAGGGAACGCGGAUUGAGCUUCCAACCUGUUGACUUAAGAUGGAAUUCGAAACAAGGACAUGGAACAAGCGAACAGAUUUUACGAGUCUGUCUCGACAAUGUAGAGCGUUGUGCCCCGUAUUUUAUUUGUCUGUUGGGAGAUCGUUAUGGCGUGCACAGACCAGGUGAGAGUGAAGUCAAAAAUGAAGCAACUGAACAAUGGUUGGAUAAAAAUUUCGACACUGCAGCAUUGUGUGGAUACGAAUGGGUACACGAAGAAGAAUAUAGAUGCAGUAGCCUGACAGAGCUGGAGGUUGUUCAAGCAUCAUUCCGUAAGAAAUAUGAUUAUGGUUAUUUUUACUUUCGAAACCCUGAACAUUUGGAGGAAAAGCUGGCAGAAGUAGAUGAUGGUGAAAGAGAAAGAUUACUUGCUGAUCAUCAAUGUGAGAGUGAAUAUGCUGCAAAGAAACUAAAAGAAUUGAAACAGCAAAUAAUUGACACAGAUUUACCAGUGAAAACCUUCAACACAUUGAAAGAACUUGGGGAGCUAGUUUUACAAGAUUGGACAGCUGUGAUCGACACCUUGUACCCACCUAUCCCACCAUCAAUCUUCAGGAACACUCAUUCAGAAUUGUUCCAUCAGUGGUCACUUCAUGGGGCAUUUGAAAAUUCUCACCAGGAGAUCUUUAUCAGGUCUCCUGCCAUAAGAGAAAUGAUGGAUGUUUUGAAUGUACAUGCAGAAGUGGAUCAGGGAAUCAAGAGAAAGACUAGCAUGGCACUGACGCAUGUUCUGUUAAGUACGUUCAUGACAAGUGUCCCUGGUGAAGACAGAGACUCACUACCACCCAUCUUAGUUCUUGUGGGUGAACGAGGCUGUGGUAAAAGCGCACUGGUUUGUAAUUGGUUAAAACAAUUCGGCUCAUCAAACCCGGAAGUUGUCAUUAUCCCUCAUCACGUGGGAUGUGACGCUGCAUCCUCUGAGGUCACCAACCUUAUGAACCGCUGUACACACGAACUGCGUCUUCAGUACUUAAACUCAGUUGUGGAUGAUUCAACAGACGAUAAAAAUGUUACAGAUUUCGGGCGCGUAACUGAAGCCUUCAAGGCUGCCAUCGAUCUUGGACCGAGUGUCAUCGUAGUUGAUGGCGCGAAUGCUUUUGGCAAGUCACAUGACAAACCGGCUUUUGAAGUGAAAGAACUUGAUUGGCUCCCCGCCAAGUUGCCGAAGUUUUGCCGAAUGAUUAUCACGACCAUGAAGUCUGACAUCACAUAUCGCGCAAUGAAAAAACGAAGAGACACGACGUUCAUUGAAGUUGCUAAUCUUCUGGAUUCCAAAGCACAGAGAAAACUCCUCACCGAGUAUGUUGGGGCAAAUUAUACUAAGUUCAUGGAUGAUCAGCAUUUUGCUAAAAUUUCGAGCUCCAAGCUAAGUAAUUUACCGCUUUAUUACGUGUCAAUCGCAAACGAGCUGCGCGUACUAGGUGCGCACAAGAAUGCAGAGCGACAGCUUGAAACGUACAUUCAUGCACCGACCAUCUGUGAUCUGUGGAGGCUGAUCAUCAGGCGUUGGACGCAUGAUUAUGGAUGGUUGCGACCAGUGGCUAGCCGAAGCCCUGUACCGGCAAUCAAAACGCAGGCAUCACGUGACCGCAUGAACAGUGGUUGGGUGGCUGACGCCUUGAGAUUGUUGUCCGUUUCGCGAAAUGGAAUGAAAGAUAAUGAAAUGCUUGGAGCGCUGAAGGGAAUGGGUUAUGCAAAUAACUUUUCUAUCAGUACUGCGUAUUGGAGCAUGCUGCGUAUUGUAGCCCAGAAUGCACUGCUCGAGUUGCCCUCUGGUUUACUCGCCUUUUCACAUGACGUGGUGCGCAAUGCCGUCGACUUAGCUCUCCUUGGUAACCUCACCUCUCCUUCGCAAGAGCGCGUCGUUUCUCCAUUCAGCGAGAACUGGGAACGACAUAAGCAACAGUGUCAUAUAGUGUUGUCCAAUUUCUUCAAAAAAGAGCCUACGAGUCUGCGCAAGGUCGAUGAAUUACCAUGGCAACUGAUGGUCUGUGGGAAUCUAGAUGACCUCGCCAAAGUCCUCUCCGAUCCAGCAAUAUUCCUCUCUCUUGCGCAUGACCAGAACGAAACAAGACUAAAGCUUGACUUGCACUGUUACUGGAGGGCGUUACAAAAUGGAGGGCACAAACUGCACGAGAUUCUGCAAGAAAUGGCGUCGCAAGUUCAAGGACGACUUUCCAACGAAGAGCCCGAAAGAAAGAGGGUCGAUUCUGCACAUGUCUUCUCAAGUAUUAACGAGGAUUCCGCGCUCGAAAGAAUCUCCGCAAAGACCGAAGAAGACGUGUUAUCUCCAAUCGAAGUUACCACAAUCUUCUACCACAUUGGAAGCUUCCUCAAACACUACGAAAACUACUCCUCGGCGGAAAACUAUUUGUUGACAGCCUAUAAGAUUUGUUACCCUGUGGCGUCUGUCCAUGAUCUGGAGUUGAUGGUUCAGAUUCAACGUACUCUAGGUGAUUUGUAUGUCGUUAUGUUUGAUAUGAGUAAUGCGGAGGUUUGGUAUACUAAUGCCAUGAAAACGAUGGACGAGAUGACUAAUGUAACUGAUAAGAAAAAGCGAGAAGCCACAAUUGGUCGGCUUCUAAACCAAUUAGCUUUCGUAAAAAUGGGGAGCAGUGUUCCUAUUGGUCCAGUAGAUGACCGGCCAAGGUCCAGGAAACAAUCAAGAGGAAGCCAGUCCAAGAGUUCGUCAGGACGCAUCAGUGAGAGGGAGACGCGUGUUCAUUUAACAGUAGGUCCUCUACUCAACAAGGCUUUAAAACACUUGGAGCUGGCACAGGAUUUUAACGGUAUGUCCAAUGUAUACUUCAACAUAGGACUAUUAGCUAUGAAACAGCAUCAGUGGGCGGACGCUAGGAAGGCUUUACAGACUGCACUAGACAUGCGGAAACAGUGGUUUGGAACCACCCAUCCUACGGUGGCAGAAGUUAUUGACAUGAUGGGAACCCUGUGUUGGAAUGAUAUAAGUUUACAGCAAGAUUUGACCGAACCGGAAAAGCUUUACCGAGAAGCAUUACGCAUGCGUGAAGAAACUCUUGGUUCUUCGCAUCUUCUUGUUGCUAGUACACUCUUUAAACUUGGCAAACUGCUCCACACCAAAAACACCAAAGACACAACCAAAGAAGCUCGUCAACUGUUCCAACGUGCUUUAGACAUCCGAACAGCAAAGUUAGGCGUAUACAACAACGCUACAAAGACAAUAAGAAGAGCACUAAUGAACCUAGAAACUACUGAUGUGGCCUUUCAGUUCGGCACGAGUCUAGCGAUCAAAGAACAGCCUUUGAUUCUACUGAGAGAUUACAAACAGCAGCUUGUAGCAAGAAGUACUUCAAGGCUUGCAAUCCAAGGCAAAUAGAUCAGUUAUAGUGCGGUUUUCGCAUGAGUGGCAAACGAGACGGAAACAGGCUACCGUAACUGCGCGUUGUUGUUAUUAGAUGAAUUACUGAAAGUCAAGAAAGCGGCCAUUUCAAUGUUACGGCAUGUCAUGCCGUGUCCGUGCUGUAAGUCAGUACCGUGCGCUUCGACACAUACAACCAUUCUUAUGGAAAACCAUUUUCAUGUUCUGGCAUGGCGUACCGUAUACGUGUAAGUCAGUACCGUGGGUUUCCCACUCAUACGACAACCAUCUUAUGGAAAGCCAUUUCAAUUAUGACAUGGCGUACUGUGUAAGUGCUGUAAGUCAGCACCGUGCGUUUCCCACUCAUGAAAACAGCUCUAAACAUUACUAGUAUUGACAAGUAACUCCAACAAUUGCCAACUUUUGGCGCCAAAAUUGCUAGCACUUUAUUGGGUUGGAAAGUUGAAAAAGAUUUAAUGGUGCCAAAACAYUUGUAAGAGGAAUUUAUGGGAUGGAAGUCCCCUCCCAAAACAUGGCCGCCAUAUUGAGUGGCAAAAAAUUUAUUCCACCCAAGAAAUACAUUCUAAAUUUUACUAUAAAUUUUAUUGAUUCAACACAUUCCUAUUCGAAUGACAAUGAAUGUGGACACAGUCUUGUUCUUACAUCAUUGAUUGUUACACGAGACAAGCCAGAACUUUUACAAAAAGAGCCGAGCACAAAAGUGCGAAAUAUAUACUUUUCUAAGAAGCAAUAUUUUUUAUAAAUAAAGUUUAAUCUUCAUAUUGCA